Molecule: messenger RNA, 2292 nt
Organism: Homarus americanus (American lobster)
Lineage: Eukaryota; Metazoa; Arthropoda; Malacostraca; Decapoda; Nephropidae
Exons: 5
Coding region: 408-1064 (218 amino acids)
Source: RefSeq, a predicted model, not a curated record
AGAUAGCUGGUCGUGUUUGGUAGUGUUAAUUUAUUGUCCUUGCACGUAGUUUACUUUUUACCUUUUACUUUGUUGUUAUUUUAAAGAUUUAUUUUAAUAUAUUUCCCAGUAAUUCAUAGGGCUUUGGAAAUGUCCAGAUCAUAGUGACAGAUUGUAAAGAAAUAGCUUAAAACGUUUACCAUCAAAUAAAUGAAGAGCCCGGCCAUGUGACAAACCUCAGUUCUAAAACACAGGAAGUAUGGUGUGAGAUGGCGCAACACCAAGUAUCCUCCCUAGGUGACGCGUGAUCAGACUUGUCUUAACGUGUUAGACGGCUCCACAUCCCUUUCCUCGCCAAACACGAGGAGUCUGUUGCAGCCAUCACCCACAGUGCUCUAAAGGCAGAGAGUCAACUACACGACAUCAUCAUGGGUCUUGGCUUCGGGCAAUCGGAGAAAGAUGAAAAUGGUUCACCACAAGAACAUGGCAGUAAAGAAAAACAACAGGAUGAUGAUGUACGCGACACACAACAAAAUUUGGAUACAUAUGUCUGUAGCCAGCCCAUACCCCAGCCUCAACACACAAGGACGCCAAAGCGCCCUUAUGUAGAUGAGGAUGAUUCUGAAAGCCAACAGAAGCGGCUAUGUAUGAAUAACACAGAUCAUCCAGAUGUUCAGCAGCAUUCUACUAAUCAGAAUGGUAGUACAGGUACUGGCAAUACGUCUACUUCACCAGAAUGGAACAUUCCUUCAGGAAUGUUAGAGAGAGAGGUACAGGAUAGUGAUGGUGGUGGUAGUGACACUGACCACACCGAGAAUGCUUCACAGCCACCUCAAGCACCCAUAAAUGAGUAUGAGAGUGUAAUGGCCACAUCUUCACCACAGCAGACAAACCCCAGUGCUUACCAAGACACUGAUGAAAGGAUUCUAGAUUUGUCACCUGAGGAGAUUAUAGCUGCCUUAGGGCUAAAUGGGACCAUAGACAUCCCAGGUAUUCCCUUUUAUCAGGAAGAUUCUGGGGAGGAAAUGACGGAGCCAGAAUUUUUCGGCGAAUUUAUCCGAUACAGUACUAAAUUUUCUGGUUAGUUACCUUUAUCCUGGGGAAGAAACUCAGUCAUUUAACUCUCCUUUUUUGGUUCAAAUGGGGUGGAUUUUGUUUGAUCUUAUUUGCUAUCUCAAGCUAAAUAUGCAUAUCUAUGAUUUUUUAUUUAUUUUAUUUAUUUUUUAAGUCUCACACGCAAUAAUUGGUAGGAAACGAUUCUCAUAUUCUGUUUUACAAAUUAAAAAUUUCCAUUUUGAGAAACGUAAGACGGAAUACUUUACCAUUAUUAUUAUUAUUUUUUUUUUUUUUUAUUAUUACCUGGGUAAAGAUUCAUUAUUUGCUCACUACUGUAUUAUUAAAGCAGUAUAGUACAGUGCAGGUAUAUUUUACAGAAAUAAAAGACAGUUUUUAUCUAUGAAAUUAUGAGUCAGAAUAGGGAAAAAGUGUUCUGGAACAACUACAGUACAUAUAUUUUUAAAAGAAAACCAAAGAAUUGGCAGAGGAAAAUAUUAUCAAUUGGCAGUGAAGAAAUUGCUCUUAACUCUGUGUAAGAGAGGGAGGAUACUCUACUGUACUGUUAUCUGAGAGCUGUCAUCUCGUAGUGUUUAAGGAACCUUACCCCCAGGUGCCUGCCCCUGCAAUAAUGAUUCCCAUGUACUACACAUGAGUGUCAUUGAUGCUUAUUCUAGUGUGAAUUAAUUUAGGUAAAGAUAAGCACGCUAUGCAUACGGCAUUACUAUGUGUGCAGCAUAACAUUCCCAGUAAUUCGUUUAGUCAGAAUUCUGACUAUUAUCAGGGAAUGCAGUAGUAGAAUACAUUAUUAACUGCAGUAUACAAUUACAUAUUACUGCACAGUACUACAGUAUAUACAAAUUGGUACUGUAUUUCUAAAUUAUUCUCUUCAAAUACAAGUGUAAUAAGUGCAGGUAGUAGAACCAUUAGAACAAUAAUCCUGCCUAAAAAACUGUACUAUCUCCAGAAAAGUGACAGAUACUUGCAAAAGAAUGUUACAUUACCAUAAUCAUUUCCUUCCCAAAUAUAAUCUAAUUUGUGUAGACAUGUACUUGUCAACUCCAGAUUACAGUGUUAACUCAUGUGCAACAUGUGUCUUCAAAUAAUAUUAAUACUAUAGAGUACAGUACAGUUAAGCCCUGACUUAUAUCUGCCAAUUUACCAUCAUAUUUUGAAUCAUUGUGUCUUGGACCUUUAAUGUUAAUUCACUUAAUGCUAUAAAUUGAUGUAAAUAGAGCAAAUAAUACAGUAACAAUCUAC